GAGUACAAGAUGGAGAUAGAUGACCUCUCCAGCAACAUGGAGUCUGUUGCUAAAGCAAAGGCCAAUCUGGAGAAAAUGUGCCGAACUCUUGAAGAUCAACUGAGUGAAAUCAAGUCCAAAAAUGAUGAAAAUGUCCGUCAGCUGAAUGACUUGAGUGCACAGAGGGCAAGACUGCAGACAGAGAACGGUGAGUUCACUCGUCAAAUUGAGGAGAAGGAAGCUCUUAUUUCCCAGCUGACCAGAGGCAAACAGGCUUACACUCAGCAGAUUGAGGAGCUCAAGAGACAUAUUGAGGAGGAAGUGAAGGCCAAGAAUGCCCUGGCCCAUGCUGUUCAGUCAUCGCGCCAUGACUGUGAUCUGCUCAGGGAGCAGUUUGAGGAGGAGCAGGAGGCCAAGGCUGAGCUGCAGAGAGGAAUGUCCAAGGCCAACAGCGAGGUGGCUCAGUGGAGAACAAAAUAUGAGACUGAUGCUAUUCAGCGCACUGAGGAGCUGGAGGAGGCCAA
Messenger RNA from Plectropomus leopardus (leopard coralgrouper), 503 nucleotides. NCBI's taxonomy places the organism in Eukaryota, Metazoa, Chordata, Actinopteri, Perciformes, Serranidae. The record is from RefSeq and is a predicted model, not a curated record.